AUGAUAGUGCAGUGGGCCGACUUGUUCGUCGAAGACCUCUUGAUCUCACGACCAGACGCAAAAGUGAAGCACAUUGUGCAAGCCAUUGGAAGUUCGUCCGUCCAGAAAGGGCAAGACUUCUCGAAGCAAUAUUGCCCGAAUAGUAUUAAACCGGCUAUUUAUGGAUCAUACGGGGAAGUUUAUGCCGACCCCAAUGUGGAUAUCGUCUACAUCGGCACCCCGCACGCGUUCCACAAGCAAAACUGCCUGGAUGCUAUCGAGGCAGGCAAGCCCAUUCUUUGCGAGAAGGCCUUCACGGUAAACACCCGCGAAACGAAGGAGGUCUUUGCACUUGCCAAAAAGAAGGGAGUCUAUGUUGCUGAGGCCAUGUGGCUCCGCCACCGACCUUUGGUUCAAGAUCUGCAGCGCAUGCUUCACAAAGAGAAGGUCAUUGGCGAGGUCUUCAGAGUCUACUCCGAGUUUGGCCUCGGGCUAGACAUCCCAAAUCUCCCAGACAGCUCACGCUAUAAGCAGCCCCAUCUUGGUGCAGGCUCGCUGUUGGACCUGGGCAUCUACACUCUGACGUGGGCUAUCCUGGGCUUAGAUGCAGGAACCCCUGGUUCUUCUGAGAAGCCUAAGAUCUUAGCUGCACAGUCGCACGAUGGUGCCGUCGAGGUCACAACCAGUGUUAUCCUCCACUAUCCCUCUACGGGUAGACAGGGAGUCGUUACAUCGACGACAAUGGCGACUGGAAACCCGAAAGUAUUGGCACGCAUUCAAGGGGCCAAAGGCACAAUUGAGGUGCACGGCAUAGUUCCAUCUGAUCCAGAUUCUUUCACUGUGUACUCCACGUUUGAGAGAGACCAGAUCAAGGGCAUCAUCGGAGGUGAUGCAGUCAAGACAUUUGACUACAAGCCAGUUGGACGAGGUUAUUACUGGGAAGCUGACAACGCUGCACUGGACGUGCUGGCCGGUAAACUGGAAAGUGACGUGAUGCCUUGGGCAGAGACCGUCCGCGUGAUGGAGAUGAUGGAUGAGAUCCGACGACAGGGCGGGACUACAGCGAGCAACAAAGACCUGCCUUUCAAGGUAAAAAACCUCGAGUAUUGUACAGCAAUCAACAUCAAAUACCUCGUGCCGAAGAAUUAUGGUUCAACGUGGAACAAAGUGUGGCAGGAGCUACAUGUAGGAACAUACACAAUCAAGAUAUAAGAGACACUGCCGGCAUCGACAGAAUAUCAAAGCUGCAACUAUCCUAGCUUCGUCAUUCUGUUGGUUUUCUUCUCGUCCCGAUGUUCG
Messenger RNA from Colletotrichum phormii, 1278 nucleotides. Its product is annotated as dimeric dihydrodiol dehydrogenase. NCBI's taxonomy places the organism in Eukaryota, Fungi, Ascomycota, Sordariomycetes, Glomerellales, Glomerellaceae. Gene Ontology annotation, molecular function: nucleotide binding. The record is from RefSeq and is a predicted model, not a curated record. The transcript has 3 exons. Bases 1 to 1191 code for a protein of 396 amino acids.